AGCAGCUGGAGCUGGGGCACCAUCAUUAGUGUCAGUGUGAGGAAUAGUGCCCCAUCAUUGGUGUCAGUGGGAGGAAUUUGUCAGUGGGAGGAAUCGUGCCCCAUCAUUGGUUUCAGUGGGAGGAAUCGUGCCCCAUCAUUGGUGUCAGUGGGAGGAAUAGUGCCCCAUCAUUGGUGUCAGUGGGAGGAAUAGUGCCCCAUCAUUGGUGUCAGUGGGAGAGGUAGUGGCCCAUCAUUAGUGUCAGUGUGAGGAAUAGUGCCCCAUCAUUGGUGUCAGUGGGAGGAAUAGUGCCCCAUCAUUGGUUUCAGUGGGAGGAAUCGUGCCCCAUCAUUGGUGUCAGUGGGAGGAAUAGUGCCCCAUCAUUGGUGUCAGUGGGAGGAAUAG
Staurois parvus is the source of this 384-nucleotide messenger RNA. The record is from the annotation of a GenBank genome assembly. NCBI's taxonomy places the organism in Eukaryota, Metazoa, Chordata, Amphibia, Anura, Ranidae.